AUGGCUGUGUCGGCGGCGCUUUCCUCGACGUCAGCGGCAGCGCUUCCGUUCCGAGGUGAGACCCGUCCUCUCUUCUCUCGAGUUCUUCGAUGGAAGCCCCACGCUUCUUCGGAUUCCUUCUUCGUUGACUCUUUCCCAUCCACUUGCCGCUCCUGCUGCGGACGUGGUGGACUCGGACACCAGGUGGUAGAAUCUGCCCCUGCUCCCUGCGCGGCCCCAAGGUUUUUCCUCAAAACCCUAAUUCGUUUCUGCUGUUGGGUUGAGAUCGCAAUGCCCGAUGAGGAACUGAAUGCAAUCUCGAUCGUUUCCCUUGUCGUUCAGUCGCGCGCGACGUCGAGUAGCAGCUCCCGCGUGACAGCCCAACUGGAACUGAAGGCCCCUCCGUACCCACUGGUGACGCCCCGAACCUGAAAGCUCCUCCUCCCGAAGAUUUCUCAAGCAUCUGGCGUUCUGACGACUCUUCGCCACUCCUGUUCUUUCUGGUUGCCCCUAGGAUGCUCUGGAACCGUACAUGAGCCAGAAGACGCUCGAGUUCCACUGGGGGAAGCACCACAGGGGCUACGUUGAUAACCUGAACAAGCAGAUCGCAGGGACGGAUCUGGAUGGUUUAACUCUGGAGGAAAUUGUCGUCAAAUCCUACAAUAAAGGGAGUCCUCUCCCCACGUUCAACAAUGCCGCCCAGGCAUGGCGCCCCGUUCUACUACUCUCUUUGAUGCUGCUUUAUGCAGAUGGUGACGCGCUGCAUUUUCCUUUUCGUGUUUCAACGGGAUUUAUGUUUCUUGGGGCAAACUGCAGAUCUGGAAUCAUGAUUUUCUCUGGACUUCCAUAAAACCGGGCGGGGGAGGCAAACCAUCUGGGUUGUUGCUGGAGUUGAUAGAGAGGGACUUUGGCUCGGUCGAUGCUCUUCUGAGUGAAUUUAAGCAGGCGGCUCUCACUCAAUUUGGCUCAGGAUGGGCUUGGCUCGGAUGUUAGUGAUUCCCACGCAUCUUCCUCUUAUUUUUCAGCAGUGGAAUCAAGAUCACCUUCUUCCUUUUGUUCGAUGGAGAAAAUUUGAUAUUUUUUUCUGAUUCGUGGGUCAUUUCCAGAUAGAGCGGGCAAGCUUGUUGUGGAGAAAACGGCCAAUGCUGUGAACCCUCUUGUUUCCGAUUACACUGUGAGUUUCUUGUCAAUGAAUCCUGGCCUUCAUCUAAUUUACUAUUUCUAGUGCUUCCUUAUGCUUAUGAUUUACCAUUGAAACACUUGGAACUACUUCAUCUACUGCUCAGAUAACUCGGGAACAUUUUUCUUUGUUUCUGUAAGGGCACGCCUUGAUUCCGCUGCAGCCGAAUAAUUACGAUGUGCAUAUGCUUUCCAGUGCGUGGAUCAUUUACUGAUGAUAUUUACUGUUCUUUCCAGUGCCUUGAUCAUUUACGAUGUGCAUAUGCUUUCUGUAAGGGCACGCCUUGUUUCUUUCUACUGCUCUUAAAAAAUAGCUUUUGGGUUAGGUUACAAGUCCAAGCUCAAGCUAUGAGUGAGGGGCCAAGGGCCUAGGGUUGAUACCUGAGGAAAAUAGCUUGAGGAAACAUGCUCCUAUGUCACAUCAGUGCGGUCUUCCCCUCGAGUUCUCUUGGUCAAUCAAGUAUUGUGACAGAAGAAAACUUACAAAUGGAGGUGGGCCCCGAGAAAAAUUCCCUAUUAACAUAGUAUAUACCGUGGUCAGCUGGCCCUAGUGUCCAAUUUGCUGUAUGGACAUGUGCCAAAUCGCUGAGGAAGAAGAACAUAGACAGGACGAAGCUCCCCACAACACGCAUGAAGGGACUGUACUAGUUUAGUUUGGACAAGAAAGUUUGUGAUCGAAUAAACUUACAGAGGGAGGUGGGAACCUAGAACAUGCCCAAUUGUCGUAGUAUCCCGUGGUCAACGGGCCUUUUGAUGUUCCAGGCAUUCCUGGGGACCACUCUUGGAAGUGGUCGCAUUCCCUAACAAAAAGGAAGACCAGAAGAGAGAGGAAAGGUUGCAGUGAAGGAGAUCAGGUUCGGUCUAAGAAGGCUAGGAAUGGCCUGAUACCAGAAGCCUAGACCUCAAGGCGUGGCCAUAUGCCAAGCGGUCGACAUCUGAGAAGGCCUCGUGUGGGAACUACACACAUGAUGGAUGGCCUCCAUCCCAUGAGGCUCCUCAGUGGAGUUGAGCGUUAAGUUAUCCUCAAAGGGAUUGACAUUCACCUCCCCAGUGGGGCUGUUCUUUUGUGUUCUUAUUUUACGAAUUGGAUGAUUAGAAAGCCUAGUGCUUUGCUAUGGAGGUCUCACUGGUGCUGAUUUUUUUUAAUUUUUUAUUUAUUUAUCGCAGCCUCUCCUCGUCGUCGAUGUCUGGGAGGUAACCCCCUCAUUCACUGCUUCCUGUCUGUCUCCCUGUCCAUCGCUGUUCUUCCUGCCUGGUUCAGGUUCUCAUCUAAUUCUGCCGUUGUUUUAUUUCCUCACGGGUCGGGUACAUUCAUUCUGCAGCACGCGUACUACUUGGACUACCAGGUGAGUGGAGCCUUCCGGCAGAUUUGAUCUGCGAUAAAAAUUCGAGGAUUCUUGAUCUUCUGUUCUUCGUCCUGAUGAUGGCGUUGUGGGGGGGUGGGAUUCUUGUCUGUCUGUCGUGCAGAAUAGGAGGCCUGACUUCGUGUCCACCUUCAUCGAGAAGCUCAUCUCCUGGGACGCAGUCAGCGCGAGGUUGGAUGAGGCCAUCGCCGCUUCCAAGAGUGCGUGA
Molecule: messenger RNA, 2730 nt
Organism: Spirodela intermedia
Lineage: Eukaryota; Viridiplantae; Streptophyta; Magnoliopsida; Alismatales; Araceae
Source: the annotation of a GenBank genome assembly